Monopterus albus (swamp eel) is the source of this 6551-nucleotide messenger RNA. RefSeq names its product IQ motif and Sec7 domain ArfGEF 3a (gene iqsec3a). Bases 355 to 3888 code for a protein of 1177 amino acids. Lineage: Eukaryota; Metazoa; Chordata; Actinopteri; Synbranchiformes; Synbranchidae. Gene Ontology annotation, biological process: regulation of ARF protein signal transduction; actin cytoskeleton organization. Gene Ontology annotation, molecular function: guanyl-nucleotide exchange factor activity. The transcript is spliced from 14 exons. The record is from RefSeq and is a predicted model, not a curated record.
CAGCAGCAGCAGCAGCAGCAGAUCCCCAGUCUAUCUAACCAGCCUCAGCAACACCCGACCGUCCCUGCGCCGUCCUCCCACCACCCGCAGCAGCUGCAGCUCGUCCCCACCUCGCCGCAGUCACCUAAAGCAAGUCACGGCAUCCCGGACUCCGCCAAGGACGACAAGAGGAGCCCCUGCUGCAAGUCGCUGGUUCCGCAGACUCCCACCGCUCUCUGCCGCUCAGUUGGACUGGCUAGGAAAGCAGACAACCAAACAGUGCUUCACCAGUUCUGCUGCCCAGCCCCAGACGCCCCUGAGGGGGAGACCUCUACUGCUUGUGUCCCCAGCGAUGACCUUUCUCCAGACUCGUCAAUGGGGGAGGAAGGGAAGGGAGGAGAGGGGGAGCUGCAGAGUGAGGCCCAGUCACAGCCACAACCAGAACCACAACCCCAGCAACAGCACCAUGAGACUCAGCCACAGACUCAACCACCUCAGCUACAGCCACAGUCUGAGCUCCAACCAGCAACUCAACCUCAGCCAGAACCUGAACCCAUAUCCCAGCCUGCGCCAGAGCCCGAGCCUCAGCCCCAGGUCAAGGCUCCGAGCGAGGAAGCAGGGAAGGAUGCCCCUAAGGUCUCUUCGCCUUGCAAAGAGGAACAGACAAUGGUGGAGCAAGAGCACCAAAAGGUGGAAGAAGUUGCACAGGCAAAAAGAAAACAAGAGGGAGAGGAGUCUGAGAGGCAUGACGGUGAGGCAACACAGGAGGAAGAGGAGGAGGAGGAAGUGGGAGGAGCAAAAGGAGGUGGGGUGGGGAGGAGAGCCAGCCUCCAUCACACGGCCUCGCCCCUGAGGGUGCAGCGCAAUGGGGCCAGCUCGCACCCCACUGCCUCCGACUAUGAGCUCUCGCUUGACCUCAAAAAUAAGCAGAUCGAAAUGUUAGAGCACAAAUAUGGUGGUCACCUCAUCUCCCGCCGUGCUGCCUGCAAGAUCCAGACUGCCUUCCGCCAGUACCAGCUCAGCAAGAACUUCGAGAAGAUCCGCAAUUCAUUGCUGGAGAGUCGUCUUCCUCGACGCAUCUCCCUGCGCAAGGUCCGUGUGCAAAACACAGAGGGUUUCUCUGCUGAACGGGCCCUGGCAGAAGGCUGUAACUUGGCAGGCAUCCCAUUGGUGCGCUCACCAUCUCUGCCUGCCACAGUUGGUGGCACCCUGACUGACCUGGAAGAUUCAUUCACUGAACAGGUCCAGUCACUGGCAAAGUCCAUAGAUGAUGCACUCAGCAACUGGACUCUGAAGACCAUGUGUUCACUGCAAGAAGCUGGGACGUAUCAGUUCAGCGUUGACUCCUUCAAUGCAGCAGCAGCAGCUGCUGCUGCUGCUGCAGGAGCAGGAGCUGGUGGAGAGGGAGGUAGUGUGGAAGACUCAACCACUCAUCAAGCCCCAGUGGACCCAAGUGAACUGUCGAGAAAUGCAAGCAAACUGAUGAUGGCCUUUAGGGAUGUGACUGUGCAGAUUGACAGCCAGAACUUUCGUGUUUCAUCUUCAGUCAUGGAGACAUCCACAUCUGUCACUCUCAGCAGCUGUAUUGAACAAGGAGCCUCCUCCACUGUCACAACCACCUCCACAACAACAAACUCCACACCAGACUUUUUCCCACUUGGCCCCUCACAAGAACCUCCUCCUCCACCUGCAGAGGUCCCAGAUGAACCCAUAGAUCCACCCCCACUACCCCAAGAACCUCCCCCACCCCCAGAGUCAGAGUCAGAGACAGAAGGAAGUGAGCAGGAUGUUGAAUUCCCAGCUCCUCCUCCAAGUGAAGAAGAGCUCAGGGAGGAGGAGGAACCCUCCCUAACCCCUUUGGAUAAGAUGGCUGCACCCCUAAGCCCUAAGGAGACUAUUGUUGUGACAUCACCACCCACAGAACCUCCUCAUGCCCCUCCACCACAGGAGGCUGUACUGUUGGGGAGCUCUACUGUGGUGGAGCCCCUAGAGGUCAAGCGAUGUAGCUCAGAGACAGCAGACAACAGCUCAGAGCAGAUGAGCAGCAGCAGCACAUCAACAGAGGCACGGUCCACAUCUGAAGCCUCCUCCAAAGAGGCACUGCAGGCCAUGAUCCUCAGCCUGCCACGCUACCACUGUGAGAACCCCGCAAGCUGUAAAUCACCCACGCUGUCCACUGACGUCAUGCGAAAACGCCUCUACCGCAUUGGCCUCAAUCUCUUCAAUGUAAACCCUGACAAGGGCCUCCAGUUCCUGAUCUCACGAGGCUUCAUCCCGGACACGCCCAUUGGCGUAGCCCACUUUCUGCUACAGAGGAAGGGCCUGAGCCGACAGAUGAUUGGAGAGUUCCUUGGCAACAGUAAGAAGCCCUUCAACAGAGAUGUCCUAGAUUGUGUAGUGGAUGAGAUGGACUUUUCAGGCAUGGAGCUGGAUGAAGCACUGAGGAAGUUUCAGGCCCACAUUCGUGUCCAGGGAGAAGCUCAGAAGGUUGAACGUCUUAUUGAGGCCUUCAGCCAGAGGUAUUGCAUGUGCAACCCUGAUGUGGUGCAGCAAUUUCACAACCCAGACACUAUCUUCAUCUUGGCCUUUGCCAUCAUUCUGCUCAACACCGACAUGUACAGUCCCAACAUCAAGCCAGACCGCAAGAUGUUACUGGAGGACUUCAUACGCAAUCUACGAGGUGUGGAUGAUGGUGCAGACAUCCCUAGAGACAUGGUGGUGGGAAUCUAUGAAAGAAUACAACAAAGGGAGCUUCGCUCCAAUGAAGACCACGUCACCUAUGUCUCCAAGGUUGAGCAGUCCAUCGUUGGCAUGAAAACGGUUCUUUCGGUCCCUCACAGAAGAUUGGUGUGCUGUAGUCGUCUUUUUGAGGUGACAGACGUCAACAAGGCCCAAAAACAAGCAGCACACCAAAGAGAAGUCUUCCUCUUUAAUGACCUUAUUGUGAUCCUGAAGCUAUGUCCAAAGAAGAAGAGUUCUGCAGCCUACACUUUCUGCAAAGCAAUGGGCCUACUUGGCAUGCAGUUCCACCUGUUUGAAAAUGAAUACUACCCUCAUGGCAUCACUAUCCUCUCACCGUUUGGUUCAGACAAGAAGCAGGUACUUAACUUCUGUGCCCAAAGUGCUGAGGAGUUGCUCAAGUUUGUGGAAGACCUGAAGGAAUCAAUUGCAGAGGUGUCAGAGAUGGAGCAAAUACGCAUAGAGUGGGAGCUGGAAAAGCAGCAGGGAGCCAAGACACACACAGUAAAGAACAAUGGCACACAGCUAGAACUGCGUGGCAAACAUAGCUCCCCAUCAGGAAACCAGGGGGUAGAUGACAGAAGUGGACACAACGCAGUAGAGGUGUCAAUUCACAACAGGCUUCAGACGUACCAGCUCAGCAGCAGCGCGGUUCGGAGCCCUGAGAGUAUGGUCCUUCUUAAACACCAGGGGGAGCUGCUUUUCCAGCAAGAGCCCCAGGGGCUAACCCAGGGGCCAGCGCCUCCACCUCAGCAUCCGCAGCUGCAGUCAGCGGCAAGCACCCCCGCCCACCACCUCCACCUCCAGCAGCACCACCAGCCUGCUGUCUGCAUGGCUGAUCUGCGGCCCGAGACACUCAUCCAGUGUCAGCAGAUUGUCAAAGUCAUCAUGCUCGACAACAGCAGCCACGGACGCGUAGAGGCCUUCCUCAGCCAAACACCCACACACCACCACCACCACUAUCAGCAUCACCACCACAGCCACCACCAGCUCAGUCAAUCUGCCAUGUCCACCCCGGUCCAUUUGCUGGACAGCUCCCAUGGCAAUGACGGCCCCCAGCCCCCGCUGCCUCCCCCGCCUCCGCCUUACAACCAUCCACACCAGUAUAUACCCCCAGACCCUCGCCUCAGCCUGCACCGGACCCCAAGUGGCUCUCGGAGCAUGGUGUAAAUAAACAACUUAGUAUUAUAUCCCUGAAAGACACACACACACUUCCACCAAACCCAACCUCUUCUCUACCUAUUUAACAGUACAUGAUGUACAUAUAUACAUAAAAACGAAAGAGCUAUAAUAAAAAAAGAAACCACACUAAUAUGCAUAUAUUUAAGGAAAAAAUAAAUUCAAGGAAAAAAAAAUCACAGUUUUAAAAGAGAUAUUGAGAAAUAAAGAUAUAAAGUUUUACUUGAUUCCACGUGUAUUUUGAAAUAUUAUGUAGUUUUAACAAAUUUCUAUAACUUUUUGUGAGUUUUAACUCUUGCUCGAGAGAAACGCACUGAUACCAUUUCUGGAUGGAGUCCUUGUAGUUCCAGUGUUAACAAAAUGAGCGAUCCGAUAACGGACGGACACACUCCAAGGACCUUCUGCUUCUCUUCGCUUUUCAUCCCAAACCACAUACCUACUGUGCUGUAUGUGCGCGUGCGUGCAUAGUUGACACUUUCUGUUAAAUGUGCCAAAAUCCAUACGCCUCCACUAAACACUGACUUCUUUGCACUUGACUCAAUGCUAGGGCUAGAAGAAAAGAAAACACUCUUCUCUUUUGCUUUGAGAAAAGAUCCUUUCGCACUUCUCCCUGAAGGAGCACAAAACUAUUAACAAAACUGAUAUUUCAUAAAAUGCUAUCUUCCCAUUUGUGCUUCUGUGGAUUUAUUUAUGUGAUGGAGAGCCUUCUCUCUUCUUCUCUGCUCUGCUGGAUUAAAAAAGAAGAAACAAAAGCCAAACAACAUCCGCUCCUCUGUUGUGUUGUGGCUCUCUAUCAUCUCUAUCACUCAGUUGUUUCUCUCCAUAGAUUGCUCUGUAGUGAAGGAAACAAAGGCAACCAUUCAUACAGAAUUGCUGCCAAACCAAAAAGUCAGUGCAGGAUUCCUCUGUUGAUGUUUGUCUUUUACACGUCAUAUGUAAUAUCGUUACUACUUAAGAGGAAUUCUAGCCACAUUCAUCUGCUGACAAUGGAAAACUGUCUUAUUUUGAAAGCGCUUCUGAAACUGCUGGCUGACUUUCCUAAACCAACAACAAUUCAGUAUUCACAUGUAAUAUAUGUACAACUUUGCUGUCAUAUGUCUUUGCUUUUUCAGGAAACCAUGAAUUUCCAUGAAGACGCUUCUGCUACAGCUGUUAAAGAUAAACUUUUGUGUUUAUUUUAAUGUGCGUGAAGCAUAUUCCUCUGUCAUUGGUGGAUAAAUGCAGGACUGAGUCCACCUACAAAGCAUCCACACACCGUCUCUUUAUGUUUGUAUGACUCCUAGGGUUAGUUUCAGCUCUGUGUGACUGUUUUCUUCUCCCUGCUAACCUUUCAGUCUGAUAUUUUUAAAAAGCAAAAACACUACAGAGGCACACACACAGUAUAUUGCAAAUACUGGCAUUACUGGCAUUGUUUGUGUUGCUGGCUACCCUGCUUUAAAUGAGAAUGAGACAAAAAGAAUGCAUUAUCUAAUCUCUUUGUCUUUCACCCAAGCCUAGAUUGUAAAUACCACACUGAAGCAGUGUCAGAAAUAACAAGUGAGCUACCUUUUACUUAAUGCCCUGUCAUGCGUCCUUAUUUCUGAAAUAGGUCAGCGACUGCUCCAGCCUGAAUGCAUCCAUCUUUUAAACAUAAGCCCAACUAGGUACUGUGGAAUGUAUGUUCAGUUAUCUCUGCUCCCAUCUGUCUGAUUGGUUCAUUUAGAAUCACAGAGCCACUCUAUGUCAGCUUUCUGUCCUUUUCCACUCAUUUUUUCACCAAUGCAAAAAAUAGCACUUUCAUAAUAAAUUAAUAAAGAGCUUUUAUUGGUAUUUUAAUCAUUUUACCUGCUCUAAAACCUCUGAAGGUUAUGUAUUACAUUCUAGCACAUAGCACCAAAAGUUCUCUUAUGAAGGAUUUUAUGCUGAUGGAUGAUUAUUAAUUUAUUUGUUUAACUAAGUCUAAUGUGAUGAUUUUCUCUUGCAUGGCAUCAGCUUGCAACCUAUUGAACCUUGAUUCUCAAAAGUCCUGAAUCUUUUGUGCAUGACUGAAUUUGCAGUGCGCACACUAGUCGGAGUUGAAAAUGACAGCUUUUUGUUAGGCUAUAAAAGAUGGUUUGUGGUGGGUAUAAAUAUAAAAAUAUUAAUUUAUGGUAGCAAGCACUCAUUCAGUGAUAAAUUCGAAUUAGACACCUUUCACCAAAAUUGGGCCAUUUUUGCUCCCUUGUCUUUCUCUCCCCUUUGUUUGUGGUUUCAUAGUUUUUCCUACUUGAUUAACUAUUUUAUGUGAUAAACCUGCUGUGAGUGCAAUAAACACGAUUAUGAGGCACACUGAAAAUCAUGGGUUUAUGUUUGAAAGAAAACCAAUGUAGCAUUUCUGCAGUGUAUCACAUGAAAUGGAUGUGCAGUAGUGGCUAACUUUCAUAAAGAAACUGACAAAAGGGCUCUGCCAUACCAGUGCACUGCUUCAUGAAUGAUGUGUGGAUCUCGUCUGUCUCUUUAACACUGUGUUUGCUCAUACUAGUUUAAAAAAAACUGCAAAAGGUAGAUAUAUAGGGACUGACAGGUGGAAAUCGAGUGCAACAGAUAUGAACCAUCACCUCCCUCAGUUGGCUUUGAAUCCCUCUCUACCUGUCUUUGCAGUAUAUCAACAUGCUAUUAAAGAUGAUUAAAAUCUA